GCUUGUCUCCUGUUCGCUAUCAUGGGCUCCUCACAGUCGACCGUAGGGCGUUCCAGGACGUCGCAAGUCGGGUCUUUGGACGAAAAGCUUAGUCAUUUCGAGGUCACGAUCAAGUCUACCGAACCUAUCUCGGAAGACGGUUCUAUCUCCCUCAAGAACGUCAAGCAAUGGGAGGGCGAAGCCGAGAAGGACCUCAAGGUCCAACUUGCGCGCACCAUUCUUGUCGAUACGGACUUCAAGUCCGCGCUUGCUUCACGUGAUGUUCGCGUUGCAGAUCCGCACGUCUUCAAUCUGCAGCUCGACUUUAAGACGGACCCGAUCACUGACCAGAAGUCAAGUGGGAGAUGUUGGCUAUUCGCAACAACAAACGUAAUUCGGCAUUCAGUUAUGCAGAAGCUCGGGUUGAAGGAAUUUCAACUGUCUCAGUCAUAUCUUUACUUUUGGGAUAAACUCAAUAAAUGUAAUUUCUACCUGGAACAAUCUAUUGACACGGCGGAUCUUCCACUGGAUGAUCGAGUGGUCGAUUUCUUAUCGGAUGACCUCAUCUCGGAUGGUGGUCAAUGGGACAUGGCAGUCAAUCUCCUUGAGACAUACGGUGUAGUCCCUCAACCUAUAUGCCCCGAAUCAUACUCGUCUUCAGCGUCUGGUAAUAUGAACAAACUCCUAAAGCUCAAGCUACGCGAGCACGCUCUAGUCCUACGUCGUCUCUUCGCAUCUCUUCGGGAGACCACAGCCCAGGAUGUACUGCUGAAGACGGUCCGGGCGAAGAAGGAAGACCUCAUGGCAGAGGUCUGGAGCAUUAUGACCGCGCUUCUCGGUGUCCCUCCUAUGCCCAAUAAUAGAUUUACAUGGGAUUAUUAUGAUAAGGACGGAAAGCCGAAGACAUGGUCGGGAACUCCGCUCGAAUUUUAUAAGGCAUUUGCUUCGAAGCAGUACCCGCCGUCCGAGUCCUUCUCACUUAUCAAUGACCCGCGCAAUGAGUACAAGAAGCUCUACACGGUUGAUAGGCUGGGAAACAUUGUGGGCGGUCGGCAAGUUCUCUAUGUCAACACCGAAAUCGGCGAUCUGAAGUCCACAAUUGUGAAGAUGCUCAAAGCCGGACAGCCUGUCUUCUUCGGAUGCGAUGUUAACCAGUUCUCCGAUAGCAAACCCGGGAUCAUGGAUACGGCUUUACACAAAUCUGCCCUCCAGAAUGCCUUUGGAAUCUCGUUAAAUCUUACGAAAGCUGAGCGAUUGCAGAUGAACGAAUCGGCUAUGACACACGCUAUGGUCAUCACAGGUGCACAUAUUGAUCCGUCUACGGGUAAAGCGACAAGGUAUAAAGUUGAGAACUCAUGGGGCGAUGGUAGAGGAGAGAAGGGCUAUUUCGUGAUGACAGACGCGUGGUUCGACGAGUUUGUAUACCAGAUUGUAGUUCCAAAGGCUUUAGCACCAAGUGAGCUUGUCAAGGUGUUUGAGAGUGGAGAGAAAAUUGUGCUGCCACCUUGGGAUCCAAUGGGCUCUUUGGCGUAGUUUUGGAUUUAUUUGGAAUAUAUACCAGUAUAAUCU
This is a messenger RNA of Fomitiporia mediterranea MF3/22, 1548 nucleotides long. RefSeq names its product peptidase C1B, bleomycin hydrolase. Gene Ontology annotation, biological process: proteolysis; L-homocysteine catabolic process; response to toxic substance. Bases 22 to 1512 code for a protein of 496 amino acids. The record is from RefSeq and is a predicted model, not a curated record. Lineage: Eukaryota; Fungi; Basidiomycota; Agaricomycetes; Hymenochaetales; Hymenochaetaceae. The transcript has 6 exons. Gene Ontology annotation, cellular component: cytoplasm. Gene Ontology annotation, molecular function: cysteine-type aminopeptidase activity.